Molecule: messenger RNA, 1125 nt
Organism: Corapipo altera (White-ruffed manakin)
Lineage: Eukaryota; Metazoa; Chordata; Aves; Passeriformes; Pipridae
Gene: STAC3
Product: SH3 and cysteine rich domain 3
Exons: 11
Coding region: 1-1089 (362 amino acids)
Biological process (GO): positive regulation of protein localization to plasma membrane; positive regulation of voltage-gated calcium channel activity; skeletal muscle contraction
Cellular component (GO): extrinsic component of cytoplasmic side of plasma membrane
Molecular function (GO): protein binding
Source: RefSeq, a predicted model, not a curated record
AUGACCGAGAAGGAAGUGCCAGAGCCAGCGGCUUCACCGGCUUCAGGUGGGAAACCCAAGAGCCGGCUGCAGAAGCUGAAGCAACUUUUCCAGCGAAAGCCGAAGGAGGAGCCGGUGCCGGAGCCGCAGCCCAACGGGGAGCUGGUCAGCCCCUCGGGGGGCCCCAUCUACUACAUCUAUGAGGACGAGGAAGAGGAGGAAGAGGAGGAGGAGCCCGAGCCCCCUCCUGAGCCCGAGAAACUCGUCAAUGACAAACCCCACAAGUUCAAAGAUCAUUACUUCAAAAAACCCAAGUUCUGUGACGUUUGUGCCCGGAUGAUCGUCCUCAACAACAAAUUUGGCCUGAGGUGCAAGAACUGCAAAACCAACAUCCACCACCACUGCCAGUCCUACGUGGAGAUGCAGCGCUGCUUCGGCAAGAUCCCCCCCGGGUUCCGCCGGGCCUACAGCUCCCCCCUCUACAGCGACCAGCUCUGCGUCAAGGACCAGCUCUCGGACAACAGGAGCGACCCCGUGUUCGAGACGCUGCGGACGGGCGUCAUCAUGGCCAACAAGGAGCGCAAGAAGGGGCAGGACGACAAGAAGAACCCCUUGGCUGCGAUGAUGGACGAGGAGCCGGAGGCCACGAAGCCGGCGGGGAGCAAAGCCGAGGGCGGUGCCUCCGAAGGGGACAAGAAGGCUGAGAAGAGCCCGACAGAUGACAAGAACAAGAAGCCGCAGCCGGGGGCGUUCCUGCAGUCCCACUAUUUCGUGGCACUUUAUCGCUUCAAAGCCCUGGAGAAGGACGACCUGGACUUCCCGCCGGGGGAGAAGAUCACGGUGGUCGAUGACUCCAACGAGGAGUGGUGGCGGGGGAAGAUCGGUGAGAAAGUCGGGUUUUUCCCCCCCAACUUCAUCAUCCGGGUGCGGGCGGGCGAGCGGGUGCACAAAGUGACCCGUUCCUUCGUGGGCAACCGGGAGAUCGGGCAGAUCACACUCAAGAAGGAUCAGAUCGUGGUGCAGAAGGGGGAGGAGGUGAACGGUUACGUCAAAGUCUUCACCGGCCGCAAAGUGGGGCUGUUCCCUGUGGACUUCCUGGAGGAGAUCUGAGGGGGCUGCGGGGGGGGGGGGGACCCCCCGGAGGGG